AUGAUUAUAAUUAGAGCCUUAAGAAAUACUUUUUGCAGAGCCUCUAUUUCAACAUCUACAACAACAUCAUUUCCUCAAGUUUACAGACAGAAAUCCUAACUCUUAGAAGUAUCAGAAUCAUGUAAAAUUAUCAAUCAAUUACCACAUGAACUCAUAGAACAAAGUUGCAAUAUAAUCACCAAUCAUUUCUUUCCUCUUCAAGAAAACUACAAGCGAAUAAUACCUAAAAUAGAGGAAGUGCUCAAGAACCCUUAAUUAAUAAAAGGCACUAUUUUUUAGGGUCAAGAUUCAUAAUCAAUUGCUGAAUAGAUUUAUGAAAUGGUGAUUUUAAUAGUUGAUUUUGCAGACAAAUUAAACAUUGGUUUUUUGACUGGAGACAUACACCCACUAACAUUUAAUAUUAUUUAGAGAGAAAUUGAAAUUACUUAAGAUGUUGAUCUAUUGAAUGAGAAUCUCAGGAAAUCCUUAUUCAAUAUAGGUAAACAAUAUAAGUUGCCACUUAAUGGUAUUAAACAUCCAGAUAAUGAGAAUCCAAGAAAUCUAUUUGAAAGACAAUUAAUUAUUGAAUAGGUAUCUAAUGAAUUGGCACUUGACAAAUUCUAGUAGGUUUUUGAUGAUUUAUAGAGAAUGUCUAAGGCACAACAUUUGUUUGCUGCUUAGAAAUAUAUUGUUGAAUGGUUUCCUAAGUUAUGUGCUUUAGUUUAGUAGGAGUAAAUCCAAUGCUUUAGUGAUCCUAAUAAAGAACAACAAGGAUACCAUCAAUAUAUCACAGCAAUUUAGAGUGAAAAAUUAGCAAUUAUUGCCUUAUCUGAAUUGAUGAAGGAAUUCAUUGAAGCAGCAGUUUUAUUUCAUGAAGAGAAAACCACCUUAAAUUGUUACUAAAUAAGAGUUACUCGUUUGGCAAAUAGAAUUGGAGAGUAAAUAAUGAAGUAGCAUUUGUAUGAAGAAGAAUAGAAGAAUCUAAGAAGGAAAAGCAAAGAAGAUAUUUAGAAGAUGAUCGAAGAAGGAACUAUACCUUAAGAUUAAUCAGAGGAAGAGAUUUAAAAUUAGAAAGAACUAUUCUAUAAGUAAGCAGUAGUGAAGGCUGGAAAAUUGUUGAAAACUUAAGAAGAGAAGUUAAGAGAGAGAAUUAGAAAUAAUCGAAUUUAUUUAGCUAAAUAUGGUUAAGCUAUGCCAAAAGAUAUUGCAUCUUAAAUUGGUAUGGUAUUAGUACAUUUCUUGGUUGAUUCAAUUAAAUUCAGAAAUGAGAACAAUUUUUGGGUACCUGUGUUAGUCUAAGGAUAUAAGAAAGUAAAAUAGGAUAUUGAAGUAGCAAUAUUCAAUGUGAAUUAAUUAUUCUUGCAUCAUCUAUCAGCUGGAAUGCAUAAGGACAAUUCUUAUUUUAUGCAUUUAGAUAGAGCAUUGCCAAUGAUAUAUCCUCCAGCCAAAUGGAUGGAUACUUAAAUAGGUGGUUAUUAUUUAAAACCUACUAAUUUAAUUAGGAUUUAAGAUUAAUCUUUGUAGGAGGAUGCAGCAAAGAGAGCUAAUCUUUAAAAUUUAUAUGAUAUUUUAGAUAACAUUAGUAAGGUGGCUUGGAGAGUUAAUAAUAAAGUUUUGAAUAUAGCUAUGUAAGUAUGGGAGUAGGGUGGAGGUAUAGCUGAAGUACCAAAAAGACAACAUGAUAAGACUUAUGUUUUUGAACAUCAAAUAAAAGAGUGUAAGUCUUAUGAAGAGAAAUAUUAAUUGUUAAAAAAGAUAUAAUCACAAAGAGAUCUUUAUUCAUUACAGUGUGAUUUUACAUUGAAAUUAGGUGUUGCUUUGGCUUUCAAUGGAUGCUCUAAGAUUUACUUUCCACAUAAUAUGGAUUUCAGAGGUAGAUUGUAUCCAAUACCUCCUCAUCUUAAUCAUAUGGGUCCAGAUAUUGCUAGAGGUUUAUUGGAAUUUUCUGAAGGGAAGAAACUUGGUAAGAGUGGAUUGAGAUGGUUAAAAAUUCAUUUAGCAAAUAAGAUGGGUAAAGAUAAGUUAUCAAUGGCUGAUAGAGAAGAUUAUGUUGAUUAGAAUAUUGAUUCAAUAAUUAAAUGUGCAGAGGAUCCCAUAAAAUAUUAAGAUUGGGCAUAAUUAGAAGAUGCCUGGUAGAGUUUGGCUGCUAUGUUUGAUUAUGUGGCAGCUAUAAAGUCACCAAAUCCAGAAGAGUAUGUAUCUCAUUUGCAUGUUCAUUAAGAUGGAUCAUGUAAUGGUCUACAACAUUAUGCUGCUUUAGGUAGAGAUGUUGAAGGUGCUACCUAAGUGAAUUUAGCUAACACUUCUAAACCAGGAGAUGUAUACACACAUGUGGCUGGUAUGGUGGAGAGGAGAGUAGAAUUUGAUGCUAAGGAUCCUUUAAGCAAAGAUCAUAUAAUAGCAUUAAAAUUAUAGAAUCAAAUAAAAAGGAAGAUAGUUAAAUAGACAGUUAUGACAUCAGUUUAUGGUGUUACUUUUAUAGGUGCAAGAGAAUAAAUACAUAGAUAAUUGAAAGAUAAAGGAAUUAUUGGAGAUGAUGAUCAUUUAUAAUACUAAGCUUCAAUUUAUUUAGCUAGAAUUACAUUAGAUGCAAUUAAAGACUUAUUUGAAGGAGCUCAUAAAAUAAAAUAAUGGUUAAUUAAAUGUGCUACUAUAAUAUCAAAUGAAAAUCAACCAGUUAGUUGGAUUACUCCACUUGGUCUACCUGUUAUUUAACCUUAUCGUUCUUUAAAUAAAUAUGAUGAAGUAAAAACAUUGAUAAGUAAUGUAUCAAUUGAAGCAGAUGCUGCUAAUGUAAAAUAUUAUAUAUUAUAAAUUUAGUUGCCAAUAAACAAGGUUAAAUAGAGAUCUGCAUUUCCACCAAACUUUAUUCAUUCUUUAGAUUCAACACAUCUUAUGUAUUCAUCUAUUGAAUGUCUAAAAUAGUAUUAUAUUAUGAUUAAUUAUGAUUAGAGGAAUAACAUUUGCUGCAGUGCAUGAUAGUUAUUGGACUCAUGCUUGUCAUGUUGACAAAUUAAAUGAAUUAUUGAGAGAUCAAUUUGUAAGAUUACACUCUCAACCACUUUUGGAAGAUUUGAGAGAUUCAUUUUAGAGAAGAUUUCCUCAUUUAGAGUUUCCUCCAAUUCCAGAAAGAGGAUAAUUUGAUUUAGAGAAAGUCAAAUAAAGUGUGUAUUUUUUUGCUUGA
Molecule: messenger RNA, 3163 nt
Organism: Paramecium pentaurelia
Lineage: Eukaryota; Ciliophora; Oligohymenophorea; Peniculida; Parameciidae
Source: the annotation of a GenBank genome assembly